AUGUCUUCCAGGCGACCAGUCUAUUUCAACCCCGCGGCUGCGUGCGAGCGCAUCAGUCCCGCACUUACCGAUGGUCUUGAUCAGUUCCAUCGCUCGCUCCCCAACUAUGCGCCGACUCCGCUGGUGCCUUUGCCGGAUCUUGCGGCUGAACUUGGCGUCAGGACUAUUUUGGUGAAAGACGAGAGCAACCGGUUCGGGUUGCCGUCUUUCAAGGCUCUCGGCUCGUCAUGGGGAUGCUUUCGGGCCAUCACUCGACACCUCGGACUGCCCUCAACUCUCGGUUUAGAGGAUCUAUCCGUUCAGGCCAAGCAGAGUGGUAUUUCUCUGACUGCCGCGACGAAGGGUAAUCAUGGACGGGCCGUUGCAUUCAUGGCCCGAAGUCUGGGGAUAACGGCACGGAUCUUUGUUCCGCAGAGUAUGGACGAGUCUACGCGCAGUCUCAUUGCAGGAGAGGGGGCCCAGGUGGUUGUUGUGGCCGGCGACUACGAUCAGGCAGUGCAGGAGGCAUCAGAUGCUGCGCAGGAAACGGCCGGCGCGCUUCUGAUCCAGGACACGGCAUUUGAGGGGUACGAGGAUGUCCCGGCGUGGAUUGUGGAGGGUUAUUCAACAAUGAUGGCCGAGAUUGACGCCCAACUUGCCCAGCUUGGUUUGUUGGGUAGUGUGAUGGUGACUCCGGCUGGUGUGGGCAGUCUUGCGCAUGCAGUCGCGAAGCACUGCAAGGCACAGGAAUCGCCUCUGUCGGUUGUUGUGGGUGAGGCUGAUUCUGCUCCGUGUCUACAUUCGAGUUUGAAUGCUGGCAGGCCAGUGACUGUGCGGACCUCAUCGACUAUCAUGGAUGGGAUGAACUGCGGUACGGUCUCUACUACUGCAUGGCCAGAUUUGCAGCGACUGGUUGAUGCCUGCGUCACGGUAUCCUCUUACGAAAGCCACUGUGCUGUACAAUAUCUUACCACAAAUUCAGUACCAGCUGGCCCCUGUGGAGGUGCCUCGGUGGCUGCUUUACGCCGUCUUGCUGCCACGAAGCAGGGCUCAUCGAUCCUGAGCAAAGAUUCCGUCGUGGUCCUUCUUAGCACUGAAGGCACGCGUGAAUACCCAGUUCCCCAGGACGUGGCCAUGGAGAAUGCAGUAGAGUUGACGCAGGCACUCACCCGGAUCAACUCCUCUAACCCGACAUUAUCGGUGGCUGAUGGUGUGGGCGAAAGUCAAAUAGCCGAUUACCUGGCUGCGUGGUUUGCUCACCGGGAUAUCGACUGCCACCGCAUUGAGCCGGUUGCUGGACGCCCCUCGAUUGUUGGGGUUCUGCGCGGCAAAGGAGGGGGCAAUCGCUAA
Penicillium alfredii is the source of this 1329-nucleotide messenger RNA. Its product is annotated as putative diaminopropionate ammonia-lyase. The record is from RefSeq and is a predicted model, not a curated record. Lineage: Eukaryota; Fungi; Ascomycota; Eurotiomycetes; Eurotiales; Aspergillaceae. The transcript has a single exon. Bases 1 to 1329 code for a protein of 442 amino acids.